Messenger RNA from Xylaria bambusicola, 738 nucleotides. Its product is annotated as putative chloroperoxidase. Gene Ontology annotation, molecular function: peroxidase activity. Bases 1 to 738 code for a protein of 245 amino acids. The record is from RefSeq and is a predicted model, not a curated record. NCBI's taxonomy places the organism in Eukaryota, Fungi, Ascomycota, Sordariomycetes, Xylariales, Xylariaceae. The transcript is spliced from 2 exons.
AUGCAGUUCCUUAGCCUUCUCGCGUUUAUAGCGGCCUGUGCUGCCAGCCCCAUUACAUCCCAGGCUGCUCUCAAACCAUAUGUCAAGCCUAAGAGCUCUGACUCAAGAGGCCCCUGCCCGUUGUUGAACACUCUGGCUAACCACGGCUACCUUCCACAUGAUGGUCGCAACAUCACAGUCCAGGACAUCGGUAAUGCCAUUUUUGACUCCACGAACUGGCAUUCCGACUUCGGUACUUUACCCGCAAAAUUUGCAUUUCAAGGCCUCGGGCUGUCGAGCAUCAAGCUCUCUGACCUCAACAACCCAAAAGGGGGCGAGCACCCUGCGUCCCUGACGCGCAAGGACGCCAGUUCCGGCGACAGUAACACCAUCGACACCACCCGCGUAGCUCAAUUUCUCGCAGACAGUAAACCCAACUUUUUGACAGUUGAAUCACUGGCAAAAACCCGCAACCGUCUUGAUACUACCUCUAACCCACUUCCGACAACCCAGGAGAUAAGCGUAGGGCAGGGGGAGGGGGCGCUCCUGUUGUUACUUAUGCGCGACACCUACGUGCGAACGGACAACAUAAGCACAAUUCGCGCGCCAAAAGACCGCACUAGAGUUUGGCUGCUGGAAGAGAGAUUCCCUACAGCUCAGGGGUGGCAACCUGCUAAAGAGACUGUCCUGCUUUCAGAUACGGCUCCAAUCAGCGCCGCCAUUGUUGACUCGCAGGCGGUGCAAAGGGGAAGUUCUUAG